Sclerotinia trifoliorum is the source of this 1953-nucleotide messenger RNA. Lineage: Eukaryota; Fungi; Ascomycota; Leotiomycetes; Helotiales; Sclerotiniaceae. The record is from the annotation of a GenBank genome assembly.
GCAUAUCAUGAAGAUCAUAUUCAAAUUGAUUGAUUCUCCAAGUUUUGCGCUUUAAGCUUUCUAUCUCUACUUGCACGGACUCAGAAAUCCCUUUCAAAAAUUAUUAUCCAUUCAUAUCCUUGUCAUUCCGCAUCUAGCCCUUACCAGACUUUCUCCAACUUAUUACAAACUUUCAUCUCCCUCCAACUCCAACUUGAACAUCAGGUCAUCCCUCCACCUUCCAUAUCUUUGUGUUUGUACUCUCCUCCAACAAACUUCGUCCAAGUACAAAAAUUUAAUUAUAUGCAGUCGUCAAGUUCUGAGUACUCAAUCAUGGAAUAAUCUAAACUUUCUCUCUUACUAUCUCUUAUACUUUAUCGUACACCCAUUCGUUCAUCCACAUUAAUGAUAAUUUCCGUUUCAUGAUUCAUCAGGCGGUGGUAAUCUGAUUGUAUCCCAUCUUCUUUUUUGGAAUACCCUCAAACCUUCAUACACCUUCUUCAUUAUUUAUACAUAAUUCUACACAGUUACUUGAUUAGUACGUGCGUGCACCUUGCAACUUGAUUAGCAUAUGAUGCGCCAUGGUAUGUACUUCUCUUUACAGUCUAUUAAAUAUACCUUUGGUAUCCUAGGUAUGACUCUGUUGCGCCACACUUCAAAAACUGACCUGAAUCUUUCACUUAGGGUUGUUGUUUCUCUCGUCCCCGCACUGAAUACUCCGCAGGAGCUGGUGCAUCCUCUUCCCAAGCAAUCGCAUCCUCAUCGCGACCUCAAUCACGAUCAGGACCAGCUAGACCAUCAACCAAUGCCUCCACUACUAGCAAUCCUCCACGGCAUCGCCAUCGUGUGCGUCUCGAUGAACAUAUAAACAAACCCCUUCGACCUCACCUAUGGAUGAGUGGAAGUAAACUAUGGACACGGCGAGAAAUUGAUCGAGCACGAGCAGAAUUCUUUGACACUCGUGUUUCGGGUAGACCUGAAAUAUGGCAAGCCAUAAAAGCUGCAUUGGAAGUAAUGUGGAAAGGUGGGGGGGCUGGGGAAGAAGAUGGAGGGUUAGGGACUGCGCAAAUGAUUUUAAAUGCGGCAGAAAUCACGCUACCUGAUGGAGAUAUGGCAGUUAGAGGAUGUUAUGACAGUUCAGGUGCACUAUAUCGAGUACCUGAACAUGUUGUUUCUGAUCCAGCGAAUCUGUUAGAUGACGAUACGACGGGAACGACAGGGAAGAGUGAUGAUGAAGGAGAGUUAGCGGAAGAAAGUGAAGAAGUUGAUGAGGAGGUUCUAAGGAGGAGAGAAACGAAAGGCAAAGCCAAAGCGAAAGAAAUGAUAGCCGUAAAAGCGAGGUUUCAACAUGGUAUCAAUGGAGAUAUAGUGUUCAAGAUUGGAAAGAACGAUUCUGUGCGCUCACUUGUCAAAGUGAUUGCACGAAAACUCGAGGUUCGUAUUUUUCAGAGGUCCUCUCCAAAUUUAGCUAAUCAAUUUCACUAGGUCUCUCCACCCAAGCAUGUCAAAAUCAACUACAUGGGCAAGCUACUUAAAGAAAACGCAUCAUUAAUAGCACAAGGCUGGGUGGAAGGUCACAUUGUCAAUGCUUGGGUACUUGAAUCAACCAAAAAGCAAUGACAAGUUGACAUUGUAUAUAAUGCCGGCUCUCGACUCAGCGUUUGGCGUUGGUUGCAUAGGAGAUGCAUCAGAUCUCUUGAAACGACAUGACGAACUAUCAACAGGCUUCUAUUUUGUCUUUGGGUAAUACCCCCAUGGUUGGCGUUCUAGGAAUAGGCUUUCAGCGAACGGAGCAAAUCUAUGCUGAAAUAUCUUGGUUGGUUUCGCCUACCUGCAUUCGUUCAUCCAUCCAUUAGCGAUUUGUUUUUUAAUGUUCUUUUAAAGUUAUACCCCCUCCUCUACAUUCAGCAAUUAGCGUACUGGUCUAUAUAAUUACUUAAAUCAAAUAUUAUAACUAUUUACUAUUUACUUGAA